CAGACAUAACACCGGUUUUCUGAAGGACAGACAGAGGUUCAUCCACGGCAUCGCUACUUCUCUCCGACACAACGAAUUUAAUAACAAACCACAUUAACCCGGGACAUGGGCUUCGACAUAAAGCGCUCUAUAUGAUCACAUUUUGGUGAGCCAGACAGAUUGAAGCACAACAUGUCAGGGUUAAAAUGUCACAUGUCACUGCCCAUGACAGUGGGUGCCCUGUUGGUGGGUCUCCCAUACUCCAUCUCUCUAGCUGCCCAGUGGAUUUACGGAUGGCCCAAUAAGCCUGGAUAUAAGAAGUACAUAGAAGCUCUAAAACCAAGGCGAAUAUACUGUUUGACCAGAGCUGUGCUGGAAACUCUCAAAUAUCUGCAGUAUGGGAGACUUUACUUUCAGUGGAAGUCAUGGUACAAGAAUGACGAAAACCGUAAGCAUUAUGAGAAGGCGAUCACAUUUGGCCGCCGAGGCAACAAGCUAGACUUGUACCACCCUCCAAACAUGGAGAAGAAGGAAGAUGCGCCUGCACCACUGGUGGUUUUCAUCUAUGGCGGUGCAUGGGGCUCUGGAGAAAGAUCCAUUUACUGUCUGCUGGCCAGGCAAAUGGCUGAAGAGCUGGGUGCAGCCGUCGUUUGUCCUGAUUACUGCACCUAUCCGAAGGGGAACGUUUUAGGGAUGGUCCAAGAUAUUGCUGACUGCUUGGUUUGGGCCCAAGAGAGUGGACAGAAGUUCAACUUUGACAAAGACAACAUUGUGUUAAUUGGCCAUUCAGCAGGUGCACAUUUGUGUGCUUUGACCACGCUGUUUCUCAUUGACACGAGAGAGGAGCUUUUCAUAGAGGCCAGUAAACAGCGGGACAUUACCCAGGCGACAAAGGGAGUUAUUGGUCUGAGUGGUGUCUACAACAUCAUGGACCAUUAUGAGCAUGAGCAAAAGCGAGCAGUUGAGUACGUGUCCACCAUGCACAAAGCCAUGAAUGGAGUGGAAAACUUUCCGUACUAUUCACCAACACAUUUACUGGAGAAACUCAGCCAGGACAAACUGAACAGAGUGCCUCCGUUCGCUUUGCUCCAUGGGACCACUGACAUCAUCGUUCCUGUUGAAUCUUCCACAAAGUUCUCUGAGCUUCUCAACUCGCUCUCCGUGAAGGUGUCGCUUUACCUGCUGCCAAGAGUCGACCACACGGAGAUCGUCACUGACCUCAUGGCGUCAGACAGGCGCUUCUACCAUCCCAUCUACAGCUGCAUCAAACAGGAGUUCAGAAAACUUCUGGAAACCUGCUGACAUCCCAGUCAUCAGGACAACAUCAGUCACUUCCAUAUUUACUGAUUGUGCCAUACACUUACUUUGUUUACAGUAUCUGCUCUAAUACCUCAAAACAAAUAAUUUCCAUGAUUUAACUUGAUUCAUUUGUGUUGUGAUUCCAUGAUAAUGAUGUACAUUUUGACCAGCUCUCUGAUUAUAUUUGAAGUGAUUGGACUGUGGUCUGGAUAACAGAUUGCAGUACAGUGAAUUAAGUGAAUCUGAAGCGAAAUCAACAAUGAAGCAAUAACAGUACUAUGAAAAACAUAGAAAAGCACACCACUACACAGUAUUGAAAUUAUGUUUUACUGAAGUGGCAACAUUUUGAUUCAUAAUCCUGUUUGUUUUUUAUCAAAUGAAACAUUUCCGUGAUGCACUGUAACAACAGACAUAUUAAACCUACUUGAAGGAACCUUUUGUUUUGCCUUCAGAUCUCUCAGACACACACAUCACGCAAACUAUCACAUUUUGUGCCAAGCAGCAACAAUCAAGUACCAGUAUAAAAACAAUCAACAAAAUUCUUAUUGCUCCAAAAUGUAUGUUUAACUGCUUUGGGUACUGCUGCAUGGACUGGGCCAUAGUUGGAGAUUAUGAUAUUCAUAAUUUUCCUGAGAGAUUGUAUUGUAUUAUUGCUGCUCUCCAGCUUAUUAAGGUAAGCCUGGAUCUUUUUAUGUGAGCUAUACGUACUGUACCAUAGAAUAUAUAUAGAAGCAUAUAAUUUGCCUCUAUUGAAAGUGUCCCUCUACCUUUAUCAUUACCACCAUCGUUUUUUUCCAAAGGGUGAGGGCCUGCCAUAGAGAUGCAGGAGAACAUUUAUCCUAUUAAAAAUUAGCAAUGCUCUUUGGUAACACUUUACUUCAAGUUCCCCUGUUUAGCAUUUAGAAGUGGUAUAUGAACAUUUAAUAAAUAGUUUAUAACAAAUUAUAAUAUAGCAGCUAUUUUAAGUGUUUAUCAAUGUACAGUAUUUGUCAACAAUUAUAACUCCUCCAAUGAAGACAUAUUUUGUAUUAUUCCAACUGUGUUUUACUAUAUUGUCAUUCAUCUGUUUAUACAGCAGCU
Molecule: messenger RNA, 2358 nt
Organism: Seriola aureovittata
Lineage: Eukaryota; Metazoa; Chordata; Actinopteri; Carangiformes; Carangidae
Exons: 9
Coding region: 172-1281 (369 amino acids)
Source: RefSeq, a predicted model, not a curated record